This is a messenger RNA of Penicillium cosmopolitanum, 690 nucleotides long. RefSeq lists its product as uncharacterized. The transcript is spliced from 4 exons. The record is from RefSeq and is a predicted model, not a curated record. Lineage: Eukaryota; Fungi; Ascomycota; Eurotiomycetes; Eurotiales; Aspergillaceae. The coding region runs from base 1 to 690 and encodes 229 amino acids.
AUGUUAAGCCCGCAUACCUUCUUACUAGGUAUAUUGUUCUACAACAACGCCUUCCGCGCUCCUAGGAUUCGCUCUAUAGGUGAUCUAAGGCGUCUAUUUUUAGAGAGUGAUCGGCAGCAGAUAGAGAUACCACUCAAGCCUGAAAAAUCUGAGAAUUAUAUAUUCUGCAAAAUUAAAGGGAUCAAAGGCCUGAUAAAAUACCAUUAUAAUCAACCCAUCUCAAAAAGGCUUGUUAGUAACGCACAACAAAACUUAAUUAUAAAAUAUACCGAUAUUCGGACUUUCCUUAAUCACUACCUACCACGGCGUAUUGGCACGGACAUACAGUCUUUAAUACAGGGGUUAGAGCCUGAUUCUGCGAUAAUACGUGCGAGGCCUCGUAAGCUUACCGAUAAGCAGAAAGCAAGCGUCGAGGAAGAUUCUAAGCUUAAGGAAGCAAUUAAAAAACGAGAUAUAUUUUCUAAAAAGCUUUAUCAAGAUAAGAAAAAGAUCACAAAUACGCGUAAUAGACUUUUUUACAACCUCCGGAAGUAUAUACAGGAAGAAUUUGAUAGCCAACAGGCUGUCACUGACAUCAAAAGGCAGCUCGCUGAAGGUAUACUCUAUAAGCAAGAAACAAAAGAGAUACUUCUUACAGAGGAACAUAUACUCCCUAAGCAAAUAUCUCUGCUGGAAAAAUUAACAACCUAG